Molecule: messenger RNA, 2504 nt
Organism: Pectinophora gossypiella (pink bollworm)
Lineage: Eukaryota; Metazoa; Arthropoda; Insecta; Lepidoptera; Gelechiidae
Exons: 1
Coding region: 110-2299 (729 amino acids)
Source: RefSeq, a predicted model, not a curated record
UAGGCGACUUUAUCCAUCUUUGGACUUCGUAUCAACAGUGGCUGCAAGUUGUCUUUGAUUACUUGUGGCUCUGCCCACCCCAUUAGGGAUUACGGGCGUGAGUUUAUGUAUGUAUGUAUGUAUGUAUGUAGGCGACUUAGUUAUCGUACAAGACGAUAACCUGCCAGCUGGAAAAUGGCCGAUGGCGAGAGUUAUCGAAUUACAUCCCGGUAGCGACGGAUACGUUCGUGUCGUAUCGCUGAAAACAGAAAAUGGAAUUAUAAAGCGACCCGUUGUGAAACUGAGUAUAUUACCCGUAAAGUCAGCAGAACAAGAACAAACAGCAAAAGAUAAACAGGAGGAUAAAGACACAAAGGGAAGAAACUGCAGGCGUCCACCAUCGACUCUAUCUUCGAUUGUGGCGGCGCUUCUAUUUUUUAUGACAUUAGUUUCGACAUCGAGCGGGUUAAAUAACAUUACGGAGAUAAAUAACAACCAACCACUAUUUUUCGAUCCCAUAGCGAAGAUGCAACUUUUGCGAGAUCAGUGGACCCUAGUGGUGUACUACGACAUGUCUCCAUAUUGGGAUGGUACAACAGCAUUCGAAAAAUUACUGACUUACCUGGAAACGACAUGUAGUACAGCGGAAAAGAGUAACAAAUGCAACUUGAUCACCCCGCAGUUACGUCACGAGUACACUGAACUACAAUACUACAACCAGCUGCUACUGACUCAACACUUUAGCGAGCACUCCAGACAGCGGCGAGGUCUUAUCGACGGGAUAGGCUACGUUGCGAAUAGUCUGUUCGGAGUAUUGGAUCAACAUUUCGCAGAACAUUACACACGAGACAUUGAACAGAUAAGGCGUAAUGAGGCGCACUUAAAACAGUUGUGGAGUAAUCAGACAUCGAUAGUGGAAUCGGAAUAUAAUUUGGUAAAGAGAACAGAAGAUAUUAUGAUCAAACAACACAAAAUCGUAAAUAAACAUCUUAAUAGUCUAGAUAAGGCGGUGAAUACACUUCAGACGGAAAUUAAAAACAUAAACGACGAUCAAGAUUUCACUUUAACAGCAAUAUCUGCACAUGGCAUGCUACAAAACCUUAAAAGUGUGCAAAACAUGCUGAUGGACACUAUUACCGAUAUAUAUCAAGGGCAGUUUAAUUUACACCUAUUGACACCAAAACAGUUGAAAGAACAACUUAACAUUAUUUCUGGAUUGCUGACUUCGGAUAUAAUAUUACCAAUCGAUAACAUUCAACAGAAUCUUCGCAAAAUUUACAAGUUAAUGAAGACAAAGGCUAGAAUGACAGAGAAAUAUUUUAUUUUUGAGAUAAAUAUACCACUUGUCAGUCGAGACAUUUACGACUUAUACCACAUAAUCACUAUUCCAAAACUGGAUGGAAUAAACAGCCUUACAGUGACACCGAUUGCAGAAUAUGUGGGAAUUAAUCUGAAUAAAGAUAGUUAUCUUCCAGUUACGCCCGAAAAUCUACAGGAAUGCAUUCAAGAGAGUACAAUAUAUUUAUGCAAACCGCUACAUCCGAUGUACAAAUUGAAGACUGAUAGGGAUCUUUGUUCUGUAGAUAAAAAUAAUAAUUGUAAAACAAGCAUCACCGGAUGCAAAAACAAGUGGACUAGUCUAAAGAAAAUAAACACCUACUUUUACUUUUGCUGUGAGCGGUGUCAACUGCGAACAAUAUGCGGCGAUCAAGUUACGGCGCAUCAGCUGGUGCGGGCUAACAUUAUUAGCCUAGACGAUGGUUGCGUCAUAAAAACAAAUGAAUUUACGAUCUAUGGACACAAAUAUCGCCAAAGUUUGACUGACGUAAGGUACAACAUAGAGACGGUCUCAGUGGCACCGAUAAAUCAUAUCAUCAACAUUACGAUCGAUAAAGAACAAGAAGAUGAUGACGUUAACAAAACGGAGAUGGAACUUACACAGCUUUACAAGGAAAUAGGAGCCAAGCUGAACGUCAUGAAACAAAGGGAAACCUACGAACCUGAUGAUUGGGCUUCUUAUCAUAACAUACACCAUUACACAGCGAUCUACGGCAUUAUUGGAACAUUGGUGGUAGUCGGCGUGGUGGCAGCGUGGCGUCGUGUUCGUGGCAGCUGGCAUACGCCCGCGGCGGCGCCCGCGCCUGAGCCCACAGUGGUGGUCCACCACAGACCUCGAGCUGCGCCGCGAAGAACAACAGCAAAGGAUCGUGCUAGUGUACAUGUGACUGUGAGUGAUAGUGAGUGUGAAAUGAAAGAGUUUAAAAAAUACGAAGUGCAACCGAAGUUCACCAAAUUAGUUUUUAAUGAAGACUCAGUGUAAUUAAGCUACAUUACGUUUUACUAACAUUUUUAUUGUUUUUUCACCUUGUAUCAUCAACAUUACUAACAUAACAUUACUGUGGAUGCACCCCGGCUCAUUUUUGCUCCCCCGGGAAUAUGUUCGAUGUAAUCGAACACCUUAUAACACGUGCGGCCUAAUUCCGCCGAUUAACUCAUAUUCAGUGCAAUUAUCUGUAUCUUACGUA